AUGAUUCCUGAAACCGAUCAGUAUUUUCACACCACAAGAUCAUCAUUCAAUAAUGAACCGACUAAAGUAAUAGGGAAUUCAAGACAAUCACCUCCAAAAUUGCAUCCUAUAGAAAGUUCUACAAUAUUAAAUAAUCUAUCAUCUUCAAACGUCAGUUAUUCAUCUCAACUAAUGAAUUCACCUGUUGAACAAUAUAAUAACAAGAAUAUUCAUAAAGAUUUUGAUCAUAAAUAUCAAUUGGUGUUACCACAAAAUUCGGUACCAUCAAGUGAAUUCAAUAUUGCAGCAUUUAGUAAUCCUAAAUCAAACAUUUCUGAAUUAAAUAUCGGGGAAAGUAAAAGUGAUAGAUGGAAUCACUUAAUCAAUUAUAAUACAAUACCUUAUAACCCAUCAUUCUCAUCUAACCCUAAUCCUAUCGAAAAGAAUGAAUCUUUUGAAGUACCAAAUUACAUGUCAGAUGGUAACUACUCAUUAAUCAAAAUGAAUUUGUUUGAAUAUUUUUUGUUUCUAUUUAAUCAAAUAGAACAUUUAAAUAAUAUUCAAUUUAAUUUAUCAGAUUUUUAUCAAUGGUAUCAAUUUUAUUAUAAACAAUAUAUACAAAAUAUGAUGUUUAUAAUGAUUGAAAAAAAUGAUGAAAAACCAUUAGACCUGUCAUUGAAGACAUCAUCAACUUUGAUGGAGUCAACGUGCCAACCACAACAACCACCACAACAACGACAGAUACCAGAUGAACAACUAUCUCAAUCAAAUAAAAUCUUAAAUGAAACAUCAAAAAUUCAUUGUCAUUGUUCUACAUGUUUAUUAUAUUGUAAACAUUUAACUAAAAAUAAUAUUGAUUUCUAUCAAACAAUAUCAAAUCUAUUACCAUAUAAUCUAUCUCCUAAUUCAUUAAAAAAUCAAUAUUCUAUUAAUUUAAAUAAUGAUCAAAAAAAUAUUUUUAAAAAAUCUUUAUCAAAAAUCAAUAAACAAAAAAAUUUUUCAUUGAAUUUAAUCGAUAAAAUAUUAACAAUUAAAAAAAUUAAAAAAAUCAAUAAUACUAAUAAUACUGAUUCAUUUACAAUUAAUCAUACUACUAAUAAUACUACUCAUAAAUCUUAUUUAAAUAAUAAACAUAUAAAACGUUCAUAUACACAAUAUGAAUUAUUUGAAGCUAUUAAAGCAAUUUAUUUUGGACAAUUAGGUACACGUAAAGCAGCUAAUAUAUAUGGUAUACCAAGAUCAACAUUAAGAAAUAAAAUAUGUAAAUUAAAUGAAAUUAAAAAAUUACAUGAAAAACAUUUAAAUGUUAAUUAAAUUAUGUUUUUUU
Messenger RNA from Schistosoma rodhaini, 1306 nucleotides. Lineage: Eukaryota; Metazoa; Platyhelminthes; Trematoda; Strigeidida; Schistosomatidae. The record is from the annotation of a GenBank genome assembly.